AUGCCUCUUGGAUUUGUGGGAUUCAGAUUAUAUUUAGUGCUUUUAGCAGGAACGCUCUUCGGUCACAGCAGCACAGAGGAGCUGCCAGCUGAUCAUCAGGAGUCCUCUGUGCUGAAGCCCACUGUGCUGAUCACCAUCCUCGCACGCAACGCCCGACACAGCCUCCCCUACUUCUUAGGAUGUAUAGACAGACUGGACUACCCAAAGGACCGCAUUGCCAUCUGGGCAGCCUCUGACCACAGUGUGGACAGCAGCUGGGCCGUGCUGCAGGAGUGGCUCAGAGCAGUUGGACACCUGUACCACUCAGUGGAGUGGAAGCCCAUGGAGCAGCCCAGCUCUUAUGCAGAUGAGCACGGUCCCAAACACUGGCCCGACUCUCGCUUCAGCCAUGUGAUGCAGCUGAAGCAGGCAGCACUCAGAGCUGCCAGACGACUUUGGACUGACUACAUCCUGUUUGUGGACACUGACAACUUGCUGACGAACCGCCAGGUGCUGUCUGACAUGAUGGCAGAGAAUCUGACCGUUGUUGCACCCAUGCUGGAAUCAAAAAGCCUUUAUUCCAACUUCUGGUGUGGCGUGACUCCUCAGGGCUACUACAGGCGAACCCCGGAGUAUAUUCCCAUCCGUAAACGGCAGAGGCAGGGCUGCUUUGCCGUCCCCAUGGUGCACUCCACCUACCUGCUCGACCUGAGGCGCAGAGCCAGCCGAGCGGUGGCCUUCCACCCCCCUCACCCCCACUACCCCUUCGAUGUAGAUGACAUCAUGACCUUUGCUUUCUCUUCACGCCAAGCAGGGGUUCAGAUGUAUGUAUGCAACAAGCACCAUUAUGGAUAUUUACCAGUGCCCCUCAAACCAGAGCAGACCCUGGAGGAAGAAGAGGAGAGUUUUACCCACACGCUGACGGAGGCUCUCAUUUCCUACACCGUGGAGCCUUCACGCUAUAUGAAUACUUUGCCUAGAGAAGCAGGAAAGAUGGGGCUUGAUGAGAUCUUUCUGAUCAAUCUGAAGCGCCGCUCAGACCGGCGGGACAGGAUGUUGACUUCUCUGGCUGUCCUCGGCAUCAACACCACCCUGACAGAAGCCGUGGACGGCAAAGCCUUGAACUCCUCUCAGCUGCAGGCCAUGGGUAUAGACAUGCUGCCCGGCUACAAAGACCCAUAUUCAGACCGUGUACUGACUAGAGGGGAGAUCGGCUGCUUCCUCAGUCACUACAACAUCUGGAAACAGGUGCUGCAGCAGGAACUGCAGCAGGUGCUGGUGCUGGAGGAUGAUGUGAGAUUUGAACCCAGGUUUUGCAGCAGGCUGGUGACGAUCAUGGAAAAUAUACAGAGAGUGGGACUUGAAUGGGACCUCAUUUAUGUAGGCCGUAAGCGGCUGCAGGUGAAGGAGCCGGAGCUCUGGGUGAAGGGAGUCAGUAACCUUGUGCACCCAGACUACUCCUACUGGACCUUGGGUUACUUCCUGUCCCUGAACGGGGCCCAGAAGCUCGUGCAGGCAAAGCCCCUGAACAAAAUGCUGCCUGUCGAUGAGUUCUUACCGAUCAUGUUCAACAAGCACCCCAAACACGAGUACAUGCAGUAUUACGAGCACAGGGACCUGAGAGCGUUUUCAGUGGAGCCUCUGCUGCUCUUCCCCUCACACUAUACCGGCGAGCCUGGCUACUUCAGCGACACAGAGACCUCCACCAUCUGGGAUGACGAGGCCGUGGGAACAGACUGGGACAGAGACGGAGCCAAACACCGGCGUGGCAGAGACACUGAGGACGUCGGGUUUCUACCUGCAGCUCGUCACUCUCGUGGAGGCGUGCCUCCUCUCUCUGCCAGUGGAAACAGAGAUGAACUCUGA
Molecule: messenger RNA, 1845 nt
Organism: Cottoperca gobio
Lineage: Eukaryota; Metazoa; Chordata; Actinopteri; Perciformes; Bovichtidae
Product: procollagen galactosyltransferase 2-like
Molecular function (GO): procollagen galactosyltransferase activity
Source: RefSeq, a predicted model, not a curated record